Molecule: messenger RNA, 5575 nt
Organism: Vespa mandarinia (Asian giant hornet)
Lineage: Eukaryota; Metazoa; Arthropoda; Insecta; Hymenoptera; Vespidae
Product: Krueppel-like factor 6
Biological process (GO): regulation of transcription by RNA polymerase II
Molecular function (GO): RNA polymerase II cis-regulatory region sequence-specific DNA binding; DNA-binding transcription factor activity, RNA polymerase II-specific
Source: RefSeq, a predicted model, not a curated record
CAGUCACUCUUCGGCGCUCGCGCGGAAGGGUUUGUACGGUUUGCCGCCGCUCGGGUUUUCACGUCGGUCCCUAGCGGAGUAGUGUGUGUCGAGAGCGCAAAGAAUACAUAUAUCUCUCUGAUGCAGCGCGUUUCUUCUUCCUCCAAAGCCGUCCCCGGCGUCCUCGGUUGCCGUCUCUUUUGAUCUCUCGCGCGGUCGAUCGAGCUCGGUUUUCGCGUCGAGGAAGGAAAGUGAUAUACGUAUAUACACACACAUAUAUACAUAUAUAUAUAUAUAUAUAUAUAUAUAUUUACAUCUCUCUCGACAUAUACAUAUAUAUAUAUAUAUAUAAAUAUAUAUACACACACGAAAUAGAAAGAAAUAAAAAAGAAAUAUAUAUAUUAUAUCUACAUCUACAUCUACAUCUACAUCUACGAUCCAUCAAUAAACGUAUAUAUAUAUGUAAAUAUAUACGCGCGAACGCACGCGGAAUUCGGAAAAGCCGGCUUUUCAAAGAGGUAGUGGGGGUAGACGCGAUCCGCGCGUGUCUCCCAGUGUAUGACGUUUACGAGAACGUCGUGAGAGAGAGAGAGAGAGAGAGAAAGAGAGAGAGAGAGAGAGAAGGUGGAGGAGAUAUUUAAAAGGAUUAAAAGGAAAAUAAGAAGAAGGGAAUCUAUCUCUCUCCAUUUAAUUUUUUUUUUUGGUGUGAAAACAAUAACAAAGUAAUUGACUUCGUCGUCAUCGUCAUCGUCAUCGUCCUCGUCGUCGUCGUCUUCGUCGUCAUCGUCGUCGUCGUCGUCACGAGGACCGAACGAGAGAGAUUCUUCAUCGUUGUCUGACAAGGGACGAAGAAGAACGAGCACGGCUACAACGCUUCUAUCCGUCGCCGGCAUUUUGACGUUUGUUUCUACGGUGUCCUUCUCCUUUUCUCUCUCUCUUUUUCUCUUUCUCUCUCUUUCUCUCUCCCUCUUUAUCUAUCUUUCUCAUUAUUAUUAUUAUUAUUAUUAUUCAUUCCUCGAAACUGUUUUGGUUGAACGUUACGAGAAGAAAGUACAACACUCUCUCUUUCUCUCUCUCUCUCUCUCUCUCUCUCUCUCUCUCUCUUACUCUCUCAUUCUCUCUUUCUACUCUUUGCUCUCAGCUCACUGAUUGAUACGAGCCAGGGGCACACUUCUCGUCGCUCGUAUGAUGGAUACUGGCGCGAGUGACUCGUGUACGCGACGCCACUCGAAGCAGACAGAGCGUCGUCGUCGCGUCGUCGCACAGUGAAGUUUGCCCGCGCGUUCUAUCUCUUUCCUACAUCCCUCUUUAUCUAUCUAUCUUUCUCUUUCUUUCUAUCUGUCUGUUUGUCUAUCUGUCUUUAUCCUUCUAUCCCUAUCUUUGUCAUCCUUUUUCGAAAGAGUGCGACGCGUAAGGAAGUGUGUCAGCAUCGUAUAAAUCGUACUCUUGCCGCUCGUGGGAGUAUCGAUCGAAAAGGCAAAGAAGAGGAGGAGGUGGAGGAAGAAGAAGAAGAGGAAACGGAGGAGAAGUAGAAGAAGACGAAAAAGGAAGGAAAAGAGGAAGAGGAGAAAAGAAGAAGAAGAAGAAGGGGAAGAAACAAGCAAGCAAGCAGGAAGAAGUUACCGGGUGUUGUUUCUUCUUCGAUGUUACGCGCACGUGUGCGUGCCGAAACGUGCCGUUCCUAAUAACGUGUAGUAGUAGUUGUUGGUUCGUCUAAAAAAGAAAUAUAUACAUAUAUAUAUCUCUAUAUAUAAAUACAUACAUAUAUAUAUAUAUAUAUAUAUAAACGUGCGCGUGAUAAAGAAGAUCCGCGAUUACUCGUGCGACGAUCAGUGAUCGAGCAUCAAGUUUUGGUUAUUGUGCGUCGUAUAUAGUCGUCGUCAUCGUCAUCGUCAUCGUCAUCGUCGUUAUUUUCAUCGUUGCCAUCGUCGUUAUUUCUCGCAGCUAUUAGCUCUAGUCUACAAAGUCCUCCUUCCUUUUUACUUUUCUUAUUGUCAUUAUCUAUCUAUUUCUCUCACUCUUUCUCUUUCUCUCUCCCUUUUUUUUUUCUAUUUCCAUCGUUAUCUCCAUGUUCACCGUUGUGAUCGUCUACGAAACUUAAGCAAACUUGUUCUUCAAAGAACGACGAAUAAGAAGGAAAGAGAAAUAAAGUCAACACAACGACGUCACGUAACCAUGGAUAUCCUGCCGAGCGGGAACAUAUUUAGGGAGUUGCAGGACAUACACGAUACCGGAUACUUUUCGGCCCAGCCGUCGCUCGAGGAUCACUGGCAACAGGUAAGAGCAGGCAAUUUGCACCGGUUGAAUAUUUUCCAUCGCUAUUUCCUACAAUGGCGUCCAGCCAGCAGUGAGGCAACGAAAGGAUGAGAAGGGGUAGAACAAAAUGGGUGGGAGUAAAGGUGGAAGAGAAAGGACCUGGUGGAGAGUAAAGGAAGGGCUGGGGCUGCUCGAUGUUGACGAUGGCGGAAAGGAGAAGGCUAUGCUGGGUGGGCACGGGCUGAGGAGGGGGAGUUGGAAAACGGGAGUUGGAGAAGACGACGGCAACCGUAUAAGAACAGGGUUGAGAGCAAGAGAGAAUCGCAGACAUGCUACGAGAUGGAGAGGUACCUGAAGGACGAGCCGAAGUUACAAUCGUACAAAAAGUUGCCCACGGAAUUGGACACAGCACCCUGGAACCUUUUCAGGGCGCCACCUAUUUCGUGGACAGCAACAACCGGCACCGCCAAUUCACAAUUCGAGUCCCCAAUCAAAAUGGAGGUAACGACGUCGUCAGACGACAGAGAGACGCUUUGUCUGGAGGACAUCAAAUUUGGACCUGGCGAUCACAACCACAAUGGCCGUGAUAGGGAUCUCCUCGAUCGACACCUCGACUCUUUAUCGAUGUCAUCGGCUAGUUCAGCGUGUUCGGCGUUAUCUUGGGAUAGCUCGCCUUCCCUCUCGUGUACGACGCUUAUUCUUAAAAAGGAACCGAGCGAAGACCUAGAGGAGGAUGAGGAACACGAGGAAAUCGAGGAAGAAGAGGAUAGCGGGUGCGAGAGCGAAGGUCAGAUCCUGACACCGCCGUCGAGUCCAGGCUCGGGUCAAGGUCAUUCCAACUCCAGUCACUCGUCGAGCGGUAGUUCGAUGCUCGACGUGCACAACCUCAACCUUCAUGGGACGGGCGGUAGGAGUGCCAUCGUCAGGGUUACCACCAGCAACGCGCAGGGCGUCGCGAGACUAAUCUCCAUGACGGCAAAUGGCUUCUCAGCGGUCGCGAGCACACAACACGCGCACACAGGUGCGAGUGCAUCAGCGAGCACGGUAUCCAACAGGCAUCACGCGAGGAGCCACGAGCACAGCCCACCGGACACGAAGCGCAGGAUACACAAAUGCCAAUUUCCGGGAUGCAAAAAGGUUUAUACCAAGAGUUCGCAUCUUAAGGCCCACCAGAGGACACAUACGGGUGAGAAGCCGUACAAGUGUAGCUGGGAGGGAUGCGAAUGGCGAUUCGCUCGUUCGGACGAGCUAACACGUCACUAUCGCAAGCACACCGGAGCGAAGCCGUUCAAAUGUCGGCACUGCGACCGAUGCUUUUCUCGCAGUGAUCACCUCGCGCUCCACAUGAAGAGACACGUAUAAUCCAUCGUCUCACCGAGCGGUCCUCGAAGCCGCGCGGAAUGGCGACGGUCAACCGAGAGAAACGGCGAUAGAAAGGACGAAAAUAAAGAGAAGAAGAAGAAGAAGAAGAAGAAAAAGAAGAAGAAGAAGAAGAUGAUGAUGAAAAAGAAGAAGAAGAAGAAAAAGAAGAAGAGGAAGAAGGGGAAGAAGAAGAAGAAGAAGAAGGAGAAGAAGAAGCAGAGGAAGAGAAAGAAGAAAAAGGUGGACGAACGAAAAUGGCGUCGUCGAACGUGGCAAAAUGGGCAAGAUCGGGGACAACGAUGACGAUUCGUAGUCGUUAUCGCCGUCAUCGUCAUUGCCAUCGACGUUAUUUUCAACAAGGAGAAUGAGGAGGAGAAUGAAGAGGAGGAAGAGGAGAAGAAGGAAGAUUAGAGGAUUAUGAUGAUGAUGAUGAUGAUAGUAAAGAGGAGGAGGAAAAGGAGGAGGAGGAUCCUCGUAAGUUUUUCGCCUCCUAUCCGAAAAUUCACGUUUGUAUUAGAAAGAGAGUUGACAUAGUUAACAGAGUUAAGAGAGUAAAACAGUAAGAGAGUAAGAGAGAGAGAGAGAGAGAGAGAGAGAGAAAGAGAGAGAAAUUGAGAAAGAGAAUGUGUGCGUGUGUGUGUGUGUUUGUUUGUGUGUGUAUGUGUAUGUGUUUGCGCGCGUGCGUGCGUGCAUGCGUAUGUGUGUUCGCCUUUCGACUUGCAACGAGAGCGAAUCGAACAGCUCGCUUGAAAUUAACGAAGAAGAUUGUUCUUUCGAGAACGUUUCAUUAUACGACAACGCCGUUAGGAUAUUAAAAGAUUAGACGACGUUGUCCACUAAAACCCUACCUUCCUUCGUAUAAAUGGCCGCAACGACGAAGAAGAUAUUAUCCAUUUGUCUUUGUACUACUCAGAGAAAUCAUUCGUCAAAUCUUUUGAUGGCGAUAACGUGCUCUCGAAGAGGAACGAUAUCUCGUUAAAUCUGAAAAUAUUUCUAUUCGUACGUACAGCGUUAGAUGAUCCUUCCUAUUUUUAAAGCAAGAUUAAUAGAAGAAAAAGAACGAUAUAUGUUAAGGGUAGAUCGACGGUCGAGAAAUAAUCAUCGAAUGAAGAAGACACUUUCGUAAAAAAAAAAAAAAGAAGAAGAAGAAGAAGAUGAGGAAGAAGAAGAAGAAGACGAAGAUGAAGAUGAAGAUGAAGAUGAAGAAGAAGGAGAAGAAAUUUCUUAGAAGACGUACGUUUCCUCCCGCGCUAAGAUCGCAAGAUGAUCUUCGGCCUGAGACCGUCAAUCACUGCCAAUUAAUUACGUUCUAAAAUCCACGCGACCGUCGAUCGUGGAAUGAGAAAGAUGAGAAGAUAGGAAGGAAGGAAGAAAAGUAAAAUGAAAGGAAGGAUGGAAGGAAGGAAGGAAGGAAGGAAGGAAGGAAACGUGAAUGGAAGAGAUCUUAAUUAAAAAAAAAAAGGAGAGAGAGAGAGAGAGAAAGAGAGAAAGAGAGAGAGAGAGAGAAAGGAUGAGAAACGAGACAUUUACUAUUCUUAAAUAAAAACAUCUUGUGUAAGACGGACCGUCUGCCUCUUGCAAAAUGAUCGAAUUCAAUGUAUGUAUAUGUACAUAUAUAUACAUAUAUAUAUAUAUGUACACACAUAUGUAUGUAUAUAUGUAUAUGUACUACGUAUGUAUGAAUUGUAAACGCGUAAUUUCUCUAAUUCAACUACGAUGCGGAUCAGCCGUCUGUCUAUUGAUCGAUCGAUAUCCUACGAAUUUAUUUCUAUUGAACAAUAGAAUCCACACGUAAGUAAGUAAAAUAUUUAGAUCGUCCAACGCGCGAAGACGUUCUUUCGAUAAAAGAGGAAGGACAAUAAAAUUGCAGUCUGCUCUGGUGCCAAACGUUAUUUCCUUUGAACUUCUCAUUUUUUCGCCGUGAAGAAUUAACGAAAGAGAACGAAACUAAAAGAAGAAAAAAAAAAAAGAAAAAAAA